ACGUGAGUCAUCAGCGAGCGCCGCGGCUCGCGCCGGAAAGGAUGGAGAUUUUAACAGGGGAUCCCAUUACCACAUGCCUUUCUCCUUUGGUGCAUGACAUGAUUUGUAACGUUGGGUUUGAACUCAGAGAAAUUUGUGAUAUCAAUAGCAUUGUAACUCAAAAUGGUGAAGUAUGCUGGAAAGCAAUUACGGACUGUGUGAGCUAUGCAGAGUCAGGGCAGAGCCUGGACUACAGAACUAGUGUACAGCGGUUGGGUCCUGUGUGUGAGGCUAUCCAUCUACAUAUCUUAUCUCUGACCAGGGUACAGUUUGAAAUUCAGUAUUCACCAUGGUUCCAGUGGACAACUAAUCUGGAGUUGUUUCUUGAAAUAUUUGAUGCCUUGGAAAGCUUGCAGUCUGCUGCCAUCUCCCUCAGUGUGAUGAAACUGGCUUCCUGUCUGGAACGAGCCUUAGGUGAUGUAUUUUUACUGAUUGGGAGAGAGUGCCCCUUUCUUCUAAGAGAUCUUAUUGCAUCUGCAGAGCUUGCACAAGUCUUUGGACAUGCCGUGAUGGACGUACUGAAAGUCUUCAUGGGAUCUCCCCAAGGACUCAACCUGAGAAAUGUCUUGUGGCAUGGCUUUGCUUCCCCUCAAGACAUCCCUCCAAAAUACUGUUCAGCCAUGUUGUUGUUGACAGCAGGACUGGGCCAGUUACUGAAGAGUUACCUUCAUCAAGCAAACGUCACACUGGCACAUCGGCCUUUUGUGGCUCUCACAAACUUGGAGGAUGUGACUCUUUUUCCUGGUGUUACUUCUGAGGUGCUCUCAGCAUUAGAGACAGUGAUGAUGAAAUCCACCUUUUUAUUAAAAAUCAUGUUACCAUAUUGGGAAAUGGCAGUGACCAAAUUCAAAUUGCACAGGUUUGCCGACUGCACCAUGCUGUUGCUGUCACAGCUAGAAGCUGGGCUCAGGAGAGUUUUUGCUGCAGUUAACAAAUGUCCUGAUAGACUGCUCACGGCUGAGUCAACAAUUCUAUACACCACAUUUGAUGAAAUACUAGCAAAAUACUUGAAUGAUGGUAGCAUCAACCAGCUUCCUCAUUUCCUUGGAGAGCCUACCAUGGAAUUCUUGUGGGAUUUCCUGAACUAUCAGGAGGGUCCUCGUAUCCGGGAUCGGUUAAGCCAUGGGGAAAUCAACUUAUGUGAAUUUCCAGAAGAAGCAGCAAGCCAGCUACUUACAUUCUCCCUGGUACUUUUGCUCAGAUUCACUGAGGAAGACACACUGUCAGAGCUGAAGGAGGAAGCAGCAAUACACUUGCGGGUUAGUCUUGCAGAAGGCUACACGUCCCGCUGCCACCCAGCCUUCCAGCUUCAAAAGCAGGUGCUGACCUGUGAAAAAAGCCUCAGGAUGUGGCCUGUUCUAUCUUUGCCAGAAGAGCCUUUUCAGGAAGCAGACAGAUUGGAAGGUAAUUCUGAAGCAUGUGCCUGCAAGUCUUUAAUUAGCAAGAUUUUGAAUGAGCUCUACAACCACAUGCCUGGGAGUGCCUGCACUUUAAAUGACUUGGAUGGUCUUUCCCAAGAGAAGUGGCCCCAGCUGCUCGGUGGACUCUGUAGCUCACGCAUUCGUACCUUGUUCUGCCCCAGAGUCGUUCUAGAGGUUCUGGUUGUGCUCCGAGGCAUCAGCUCCCAAUGCCAGCGUGCAUCCGACCAGGUCACUGCCUCUUUGCAGCUGAGACACAGGCAGUGGGUGGAGCGUAGGCUGCGCUCAAGGCAGCGGCAGAACUAUCUGCGCAUGCUCAGCAGUGUUGGCCUUUUGUCCCCUGUGAUCUUCCUGAUUUUGUUGCUCCUUGCACUGGAGUUGGUCAGUGUUCACACUGUUCAUAGUAAGAGUAUCCAGGAACGCCAGCAGUAUCUGAGGUUCUUAAAAUUGAUCCUCCAGUACACUGAGAACCUAGUGGUCUAUACCAGCCAAGAGAAGAACAAAUGGAAUGAAACCAUCAAUCUUACACAUGCAGUUUUGUUGAAAAUUUGGACUUUCAGUGAGAAGAAACAAAUGUUAAUGCAUUUAGCCAAAAAAUCCACAAAUAAAGUUGGUGAAAGUUGA
Psammomys obesus (fat sand rat) is the source of this 2081-nucleotide messenger RNA. It is a transcript of the gene Ermard, whose product is annotated as ER membrane associated RNA degradation. The coding region runs from base 42 to 2081 and encodes 679 amino acids. NCBI's taxonomy places the organism in Eukaryota, Metazoa, Chordata, Mammalia, Rodentia, Muridae. The record is from RefSeq and is a predicted model, not a curated record. The transcript is spliced from 18 exons.